UUGAUGCAAAAGACACUCAGCUUCUUUAGAACGACUUUUGUAAUACUAGAUAAUUGCAUUCAGACAAUAAACUAAUUAAAAUUAAAAUAUUUUUAUCAGCAAAGAGACACCCCUGUUCAUUUCAGUUAAGCUUCAGUCUUCUGUAUACAGCAAUACAACAUGGAGGUCAGUGCUCUCUGCAUCAGACUGUUGAUGAGCAUCAUGAUUCUGCUGUUUGUACAGGAUCAGAAAGUUGAUGCAGUUUCUCUUCGCAUUGUUCCAAACAGAUUGCAGUUCUUUGAAUAUGAAUCACUAACAUUUCACUGUGAAGGAGUCAAAUAUUGUGAAGUUGUGCAUAAAUUCAGAGGGAAAAUAAAAUCAUGUAGUGAAGUUACUGAGACAAGACCAACAGGAUCAUCCUGCCCUGUUAAAAUUGUUUAUACAGACAACAAUGGAGAGUACUGGUAUGAGCCUGAAGCAGGGAGAAGGAGUAAUAUUAUCAACCUCUCUGUUACUGCUGGUCCUGUGAUCCUGGAGAGUCCUGCUGUUCCUCUGUUAAUGGAAGAAACUGUGACUCUGAGCUGCAGAAUGAAAAAUCCUUCCACCAACUUCAAAGCUGAUUUCUACAAAAAUGGACGUCUCAUCCAUAGAAGCUUCACAGGAAACAUGACCAUCCACAGGAUUUUCAAAUCAGAUGAAGGAUUUUACAAGUGUAAAAUCUCAGGAGUUGGAGAAUCACCAGAGAGCUGGCUGAAAGUCACAGACAAUAACGUGUGCCAUUCCUCAUCUGCUGCCACACCUUGCAUCAUUACCACCAUUUUAGUCAGUGCUCUCUUGGUGGCAGUGGGACUGCAUCACUUUGGCAAAGGUUACUGGAAGAGAGAGACCGGCACAGUGGAUGCAGACAGAGAAACAAAUGCUGCUGUAAGAAAAACAGGAGAUGAAGAUACAUUGCCCUCUAAACCUAGUUGCCACAGCGUAGGCCUUGGUGAUACUCAACCACAAGGAAGCUGGAACCAGCACAGAGAUGCUCAGCAGGUCCCUGCAAACCCAAAGCAGAGGAUCCCCUCAAUUCCACUAAACCACAGGUUGCUGAGAGAGAGCCGCCUGAAAAAAUAGUCACAUCUGAAUGAGAGCUUAAACAAAGAAGCAUUUUCACAUAUUGUUUUUGUUACUAAGAAAGUUGUACAUUAUCAUCUUAGUUUGGUGUUCAAGUCCAUAAACUGCUUUAGCUUAUUUUCUUGUUCAAUCAGAUCCGGCUAGUUACCUUUCCCAUGUUGUUACAACUAGAUCUAAAGUUUGAAUACAAGCAAAGGCACCUGCCUGAUAAUUAGAAGUUUAUCUUUAACCAACGUGGUCGAUCUUCUUUCCGUUUUUAGACAUGUAUGAAUGCUGUUACAAUAAAAGAGGUA
Oreochromis aureus is the source of this 1391-nucleotide messenger RNA. Its product is annotated as low affinity immunoglobulin gamma Fc region receptor II-like. Gene Ontology annotation, biological process: cell surface receptor signaling pathway. The coding region runs from base 160 to 1098 and encodes 312 amino acids. The transcript has 9 exons. Lineage: Eukaryota; Metazoa; Chordata; Actinopteri; Cichliformes; Cichlidae. Gene Ontology annotation, molecular function: transmembrane signaling receptor activity. The record is from RefSeq and is a predicted model, not a curated record.